This is a messenger RNA of Rosa chinensis, 771 nucleotides long. Its product is annotated as exopolygalacturonase. Gene Ontology annotation, molecular function: polygalacturonase activity. Gene Ontology annotation, biological process: carbohydrate metabolic process. The coding region runs from base 1 to 771 and encodes 256 amino acids. Lineage: Eukaryota; Viridiplantae; Streptophyta; Magnoliopsida; Rosales; Rosaceae. The transcript has 4 exons. The record is from RefSeq and is a predicted model, not a curated record.
AUGGGCUUAAGCUUUUUCAUCCAAUGCACUUGCUUAGUGUUGUUGCUUGUAUCCCUUACCCUAGUUCAUGCUCAGAGAAAGGUUUUUGACGUGACAAAUUAUGGUGCUCGUGCAGAUGGAAAAAUAGAUAACAGCAAGGCCUUCAUUAAUGCAUGGAAUGGAGCUUGUCAGAACAUUGGAGGAGGUAUGGUGCUGUUCCCAAAAGGCACAUUUGUGGUGGCUCCGGUUGUUCUUCCAGGUCGAUGCAAGGGACCAAUGGAGUUGGAAAUUCAAGGUACCCUACAGGCUUCUAAGGAGGUCAAAGAUUUCAUUGGUAUUGACCAUUGGAUCACCAUACAAUACGUUGACGGCUUGAACAUUAGUGGUGGUGGAACCCUAGAUGGCCUCGGAGCCGAUGGUUGGGGAUAUAAUGACUGCCUAAAAAACCCAGGCCGUUGCAAGCAACUCCCUGCUACACUGCGGUUGGAUUUUGUCACCAAAGGUUACAUAACCAACAUAACAUCGAUCAACAGCAAAAACACCCACAUCAAUCUUUUUGCAUGCAAGGAAGUACUUAUUCGCAACAUUAAGAUAUCAGCUCCCGGAGAGAGUCCCAACACCGAUGGAAUCCACAUUGGCAACUCACAGAACAUCUAUAUCGUAGACUCGCAGAUAUCCACCGGUGACGAUUGUGUCUCCGUCCUCCCCGGAUCACAAUACAUCAAUGUCACCGGUGUCCAGUGCGGUCCAGGCCAUGGAAUUAGCAUUGGAAGUCUCGGCAGAGAUUUGUGA